Messenger RNA from Acromyrmex echinatior (Panamanian leafcutter ant), 1337 nucleotides. RefSeq lists its product as uncharacterized. Gene Ontology annotation, molecular function: DNA-binding transcription factor activity, RNA polymerase II-specific; RNA polymerase II transcription regulatory region sequence-specific DNA binding. Lineage: Eukaryota; Metazoa; Arthropoda; Insecta; Hymenoptera; Formicidae. The record is from RefSeq and is a predicted model, not a curated record. Gene Ontology annotation, biological process: regulation of transcription by RNA polymerase II.
CUAAAACAGAAGGUACUCUUCAAAGAGCAUUGCCUAGAAGAAUUAUUUUUUGAAUUUGGGCCGAACCUUACCUCUAUUACAUGGAAGAGCUCGAUCCUGGCAUCGCCAGAGAGUCCGAUGAUAUCAGCGAAUAUAUUAAAGGAGCCAGAAGUUCUCGUGGAAUGGAUCUGAACGAUGAAGACGAGAGCGGAAACGAGAAUGGCAGGCAACUAUUUCUGGUCGGCACACCGCGCGAUCCAUUGGUAUCAGCCGGUGCGAUCGUAGCAUCGUCGACAAAUGUUUCCGACGACGUCAAUCAGAGUGACGAUCUGCAGUCGACCGCCCUGACUGGUCUAAUCGAUGGCGCGCAAUUCACCUCCGUCUGCUUCCCUGCAAAAUUCACAUAUGAUUUCUCGACUGGCCCUGAAAGCGAAGAGAGACCAUCCUGCGUCAUCGGCAAAAGGAAGCAACGUAGGUAUCGUACCACAUUUUCCAAUUUUCAGCUGGAGGAGUUGGAACGUGCUUUUCAGAAGACCCAUUAUCCCGAUGUUUUCUUUCGGGAGGAACUCGCAGUUCGUAUCCAACUGACAGAAGCUAGAGUACAAGUGUGGUUCCAAAAUCGGAGAGCAAAAUGGCGCAAGCAGGAAAAGCAAUGUAAAAUCGCAACUCAUAUGACGUCAUCGCACUUACCACCGAAUUGUCAAGAAGUGCAGCAACAUCAAUCGCAACACUCGGAUCACUUGUUAUUGGAAUCACCGUGUAGUCCUAUAUAUCUCGGCAUGGAAUGGGCAGGUUUUUCUCCUUAUAACAACACAGAUAGCGCAUCAUCUCUUAUCGUGAACAACAUGAACAAACCAACGGAGACAGAAGCUGACAAUAAUCCACUGCUCGAUCCUGAAUUGUUACAAUUAAAGCCUCCACGUUCCUAAUAAUAUUAAGAAUAUUCGUAUAUAUUGUUUAUAAUUUGAAUGACGUUCCAUGCUUUCUGAGAAAGAAGUUACGCGAUUAAUAUUAUAAUUGAAAUAACUUGCAAUAUAAUUUUAACAUAGAGAAUAUAUAUUGCGCGCCUAAAGCAUAAGAAGGCUUGUCGAACAACGAAUGAAGUUUUUAUGACGAAAUUGAAAUUUUUAUAUUGAUUGUACGAAUGCAUACAUUAUUUAAAGAAUGACCAUUUGGGGCCUUAUUAUAUAUUAACGACCUAUCAUUCGUCGAUGAAAAAAGUCGCGAUCAUAUUCAUAAAGAUGGUCGUAUGUACAUUUUGUAAGAGGAAAAAUGUAUGUAUAAUGGAGUGUCUGUUUCUUUCGGAUAAGUAGAUUCUAUUAAAGGAAAAGUAAUAAAUAUUUAUAUUAUGUACAAAA